AUGCCGUCUGCUGUGUCCGAACUGUACCAAUACACCCACGUCCCAGAGACGGAGGAGAACCUCGAUUGGGCUGACCUUCCCACCAUUGAUCUUGCAAAGUAUGGGACACCAGAGGGCAACAAGGAGCUUGCCGAUACACUGAUCGAGGCCAUUCGUACCAAGGGCUUCUUCUAUGUUAUCAACUAUGGCAUCUCGCAAGAGGCCGUCGACGCACAAUUUGCUCUUGGCCAGAAAUUUUACGAGCUGCCGUUGGACGAGAAACUCAAGUAUGAGCCGGAUUUGGAUUCUGGAGAUUACAAUGGAUACCGUCCCGCUGGUCGGCGGUUUUUGAGCGGUGGCCUCAAGGAUAAGACAGAAGUAUGGAACAUGGCUACUCGCGCUGGACACAUCACACAACCUUUGCCCAAGCUUCUGGAAGAUCGCAAGGAAGAUAUUGAAGGAUUCGCAAAGAACCUCCAUGAUAAGGUGCUAGACCCCCUGAACCACCUCAUCGCUCUGGCUUUAGAGCUGCCCGAGGACUUCUUUACACGCGUACACAAGUGGGAGACUCACGAUGAGUCUCAUCUGCGCUACAUGAAGUAUUCCAAGUUCACUCCAGAAGAGAUUAAGCAACUCGAUGAUGGCCUGUGGUCCCGCGGCCACACAGAUCUGGGGACGAUCACCCUGCUUUUCCGUCAACCCGUUGCCGCCCUACAAAUCAGGGAUCAUGAGACCGGCGACUGGAAGUGGGCUAAGCCGCUCGAUGGCAGUCUUACCGUCAACACAUGCGAUGCCCUCAGCUUCCUGACGGGUGGUUACGUCAAGUCCACGGUUCACCGGGUAUCAGUGCCGCCUAAGGACCAGCGCCAUGUCGAUCGCCUGGGUUUGUUGUACUUCGCGCGUCCUCAAAACGACCUCGUACUGAAGACGAUUGACUCACCAGUGCUCAAGCGCGAGGGCUUUACUCAGAACGAGUUCGAGGCUGGCGAACACCCGGUGCCGACCAUGGGAGAGUUCACCACCCUCAAGCAGACUUGGCAGCAAAGGAAAGGGGUCAGCUAUCAGAACUCGGAAGGACAGGAGAUCCUCCCGGGAUUCAAGGGCCAAUACUUCAAGUAG
This is a messenger RNA of Colletotrichum tamarilloi, 1098 nucleotides long. Its product is annotated as 2OG-Fe(II)oxygenase superfamily protein. The coding region runs from base 1 to 1098 and encodes 365 amino acids. The record is from RefSeq and is a predicted model, not a curated record. The transcript is spliced from 5 exons. Gene Ontology annotation, molecular function: 2-oxoglutarate-dependent dioxygenase activity. NCBI's taxonomy places the organism in Eukaryota, Fungi, Ascomycota, Sordariomycetes, Glomerellales, Glomerellaceae.